Messenger RNA from Neofelis nebulosa (Clouded leopard), 3462 nucleotides. It is a transcript of the gene TFAP4, whose product is annotated as transcription factor AP-4. Gene Ontology annotation, biological process: regulation of transcription by RNA polymerase II. Gene Ontology annotation, cellular component: nucleus. The record is from RefSeq and is a predicted model, not a curated record. Gene Ontology annotation, molecular function: protein dimerization activity; DNA-binding transcription factor activity, RNA polymerase II-specific; RNA polymerase II cis-regulatory region sequence-specific DNA binding. Lineage: Eukaryota; Metazoa; Chordata; Mammalia; Carnivora; Felidae. The transcript has 7 exons. The coding region runs from base 1772 to 2605 and encodes 277 amino acids.
UGGGACCCUAGAGGCCGGCGCUGCCGGCCGGGGGCGCCGCGGACUCGGGCACGUUAGCGGCCGCUCGCUCGCUUGCCGCCCGCGCCCGGGCGCUGUUUACUAGCGAGGCCUGGACGUGACUCUGCAGCCCUCUUGGAGUAGGCGGACCUCGGCGCGCCGCCUCGCGGGAGCUGUAGUUCCCCGAGCCCCGCCGGCGCGGCAUUGUGGGAGAUGUAGGCGCGCCGGGGCCACGCUUUCCUCGCACAAAGCUCGGCUCCCGCGAGCUGGAUGGGCCCGGCAGGCCCGGUGGAGGCGCCUUUUGGGGAGGGGGCAUCAGAGGCUGCCCUUGGCCUCACAAGGCUGCUGCCUUCCACACGCCGAUCUCGGCUGCAAACUUUCCCAUCCACACCCCUUCCCCCCCCACACACCCCCACCCCUAGUCAGAAACCGAAACCGUUCAGUCUCCCAGCAGUGUGGGUGUGUGAUUCCAGGUCCUCGGCCCUCCCCAGGAGCCACUUUCCAAGUUUGGUCCGGGUUGUUCCAGGUCCACCCUUUACCAAAGGGUGAUGGGUGCGUGUGCCACUCGCAUUCCAUUUCCCUGGACACUGGUUAAAAUGCACAUGUCCGGAACUCUGAUGGCCAGGAGAAGGGCUUGGGCGUCUGCACUGAGCACUGCCUGCGGGACACGGCAGUACAGCGGCUGGGGCUCUUCUGUGUGCCCAAGUGUGGGAUCUGCAGCCCCUGUAUGGCCUUGCUGCUCCGGGAGCGAAAUGGCUCCCUAGGGCUGGGGCCACGUGCUUUGCCGCCCUGGGCAGGCUGGGCGGGGAUUGAGGGAGGAGGAGCCGAGGGCGGUGUGGCCCAGGCUGGUGGACACCAGGGGCUGCAGAAAUGAGGUUGGGGACGGUUGCGGCUCAUGUAUACACGCACCCCACCCGCCUCAGGGUUUCUACCUUAACAAUUCUCAAGUUCAGGGUGGUGGGCAGCCAGAGGGGUGGUCCUUCCAGAAGGUCUACCUGGAGGACCUAGCUGUAAUAAGAAAAAAAAAAUUCUGCUGCUCUUAAUAUGUUCUAGGGAUUCGUUUUGCUGGAUUUUUCUCAUUGGAUUUUCACAAUCUUCCUCCUGAGUUUGGGAGCCUUGUGAUUGCUGUGUGGCAUGAGGACACAAGCUUGAGAAGCAAACAGUUACAGCAAGUGGUGGGGCUGGAACUUGAACCCUGAUCCCGGAGACCUGUUCCGACCGGGAAGGGCUGGGCACUGGGGAGGUGGGGUUGAGCUGCUCCAGAUGCUGUUUGGGCCUGACCCUGGUACAGGCCUGGUACAGUAGGGACCUCUGGCCACCAGGCCUGGGUCUUAGUUGAAUCCUCUCUUGGCCUCCUAGGACUCUGGUUUCACUCUGUCCCUGUCCCAAGCCCCACUUUAGGGGAGUCCAGCAGUCCCCAGGGGCCAAGUGCCAUGAGACUGCCUAUCUGUGAGACGGUUGUAAGCCCAUGUGCUGGGUGUGGAGUUGGGGCCUCUGGGUUUGUUCCUUUUCAGAAGGAGCUGUGGGGUGAGGUGGGAUCAAGUGUGUGGGUGGGGCGGGACCUUUUGGUUGUGUGGACUGGCUUCUCAAGCUGGUGGACUUUGUUCCAUCCCUCGGUGCCUGAAGGGCCUCCUGUCUCUCGCAUCCUUCUCCCAGAUCUACUGGAGGGGGCCGUACUGCACACCUUGCCAACAUUCCACUGACCCCUGAGACGCAGCGGGACCAGGAGCGGCGGAUUCGGCGGGAGAUCGCCAACAGCAACGAGCGGAGGCGCAUGCAGAGCAUCAACGCGGGCUUCCAGUCCCUCAAGACCCUCAUCCCCCACACAGAUGGAGAGAAGCUCAGCAAGGCAGCCAUUCUCCAGCAGACGGCGGAGUACAUCUUCUCCCUGGAGCAGGAGAAGACCAGGCUCCUGCAGCAGAACACACAGCUCAAGCGCUUUAUCCAGGAGCUGAGCGGCUCAUCCCCCAAGCGGCGGCGGGCAGAGGACAAGGAUGAGGGCAUCGGCUCGCCGGACAUCUGGGAAGACGAGAAGGCAGAGGAUCUGCGUCGGGAGAUGAUCGAGCUUCGGCAGCAGCUGGACAAGGAGCGCUCGGUGCGAAUGAUGCUGGAGGAGCAGGUGCGCUCGCUGGAGGCCCACAUGUACCCAGAAAAGCUCAAGGUGAUUGCACAGCAGGUGCAGCUGCAGCAGCAGCAGGAGCAGGUGCGGCUGCUGCACCAGGAGAAACUGGAGCGGGAACAGCAGCACCUGCGGACCCAGCUGCUGCCCCCCCCGGCCCCCACCCACCACCCCACAGUGAUCGUGCCGGCGCCACCCCCUCCCUCCCACCACAUCAACGUCGUCACCAUGGGCCCCUCCUCGGUCAUCAACUCUGUUUCCACGUCCCGGCAAAAUCUGGACACCAUCGUGCAGGCGAUCCAGCACAUCGAAGGCACCCAGGAAAGGCAGGAGCAGGAGGAGGAACAACGACGAGCCGUCAUCGUGAAGCCAGGCCGCAGCUGCCCGGAGGCCCACGCCUCCGACACUGCCUCCGAUUCGGAGGCCUCGGACAGCGACGCCAUGGACCAGAGCCGGGAGGAGCCAGCAGGGAAUGGGGGGCUUCCCUGACCACCCCCCAGCCCUCCUCUCCCCUCUUGGAGCUGGAGGGGGCCGGGGGGCAGCUACAGGGAGCAAACGCAGGUGAACGAGUGAGGAAUUUUUACAAAAUUACAACGUCAUUUGGGUCUCUUUUAUGACCUCUUUUUCAAUACUGUAAAUCGACCUUUGAGUGAAGCCACCCGACCUGAGGUCCCCGGGGGCUGGGGUGGCAGGGGCAUGUUGGGAGCACCGGGACACCUGGGGCUGGGCCUCGCCCCGGAGGCUGGGGGAAGCUGACACAGGUGCCUGGCCUCUCUCCGCCAAAAAGCAUUUUUUCAUUUAAACAUGUUUUUAAGAACAGGGAAAAAUCAAACAAAACCCCAAGGUAUGCUGCCCUCCCCAGAGCCAGCCCUAGACCGGCAGUUUCUGACUCCUUCCCUCCUCUUUUUGUUUUUUUCCUUUCUCCUUUAAGCACUUACAUGGGUUGGGGGUCUGGCUGGGUCGGAGCUCUCUGGGGACCCCGGGGGUCUAUGUUGCUUCUCGGUUGGGGUUUGCUGCUGCCCUUCUCCCCUCCCCUCCCGGCCUCGGCUCAGCUCGAGGAUUUCCCCACCACCACCCAGCCCCACCCCUCCCUCCAGGUUUCCCAUCUUCCACCCCAAAAAUGUCUUUGUCUCUCUCUUUUUGUUGUUUGUUGUUGGUUCCUUUUGGUUUUGGUUUUUUUUAUCUUUUUUUUUUAUUUUUUUUUUUUUAUUUUUUUUUUUAAACAAUUUUGAGGUCUUUGUGUUCAAGGAGAAGCUAUUAUAUUUUGUUAAGAAAGUGGGGGGAAAAACCAAGAGGCCACCGUGCCUUUAUAAAGAAACAAAAUAAAGUUUGUACUUUGUUUUUUA